This is a messenger RNA of Oryzias latipes (Japanese medaka), 1461 nucleotides long. It is a transcript of the gene ckba, whose product is annotated as creatine kinase, brain a. Gene Ontology annotation, biological process: phosphocreatine biosynthetic process. Gene Ontology annotation, molecular function: creatine kinase activity. Lineage: Eukaryota; Metazoa; Chordata; Actinopteri; Beloniformes; Adrianichthyidae. The record is from RefSeq and is a predicted model, not a curated record.
GAGCUGCCUGGACGUCGCUGCGGAAUCUGGGCUGCGCUGUUGGAAACAUAGGGAUUUUUGUAUCAUCCCCGGAUAACGCUAGUAAUAGAACUCAGCAGGUGAGAGGUUCGGUUGGAGCCAAUCAACACGGUACUGAUUGAUUAUCGGAAUGAUUAGUGACAAACGAGGAUGGAGCAACGAUGCCUUUCGGUAACACGCACAACCAGAUGAAAAUGAAUUACUCCGCGGAGCAGGAGUAUCCGGACCUCAGUAAACACAACAACCACAUGGCCAAGGUGCUGACUCCCGCCAUAUACGACCGCCUGAGGAGCAAGCAGACCCCCAGCGGCUUCACCCUGGAUGACGUCAUCCAGACCGGGGUGGACAACCCAGGCCAUCCCUUCAUCAUGACGGUGGGCUGCGUCGCCGGAGACGAGGAGACGUACGAGGUCUUCAAGGAGCUCCUGGACCCCGUGAUCGAGGACAGACACGGAGGAUACAAACCCUCAGACAAGCACAAGACGGACCUGAACCCGGACAACCUGAAGGGCGGCGACGACCUCGACCCCAAUUAUGUGCUGAGCUCCAGAGUCCGCACGGGCCGCAGCAUCCGGGGCUUCUGCCUGCCCCCCCACUGCAGCCGAGGAGAGAGGCGCAUGGUGGAGAAGCUCUCCAACGAAGCUCUGGACUCCCUGACUGGAGACUUGAAGGGGAAGUAUUACGCCCUGAAGAACAUGACGGACGCCGAACAGCAGCAGCUCAUCGACGACCACUUCCUCUUCGACAAGCCGGUGUCCCCCCUGCUGCUGGCGUCCGGAAUGGCGCGGGACUGGCCUGACGCCAGGGGCAUUUGGCACAACGACAACAAGACCUUCCUGGUGUGGGUGAACGAGGAGGACCACCUGCGCGUCAUCUCCAUGCAGAAAGGAGGCAACAUGAAAGAAGUGUUCAACCGCUUCUGCACGGGACUCACUAAGAUCGAGAGCCUGUUCAAGGAGAAGGGCCACGAGUUCAUGUGGAACGAGCACCUGGGUUACGUCCUCACCUGCCCGUCCAACCUGGGCACCGGCCUUCGCGCCGGCGUGCACAUGAAGCUUCCCAACAUGAGCAAGCACGCCAAGUUUGAGGAGGUCCUCAAGCGGCUGAGGCUCCAGAAGCGUGGAACAGGCGGCGUGGACACCGCCGCCGUUGGUGGCGUGUUCGACAUCUCCAACGCCGACCGGCUGGGUUUCUCAGAGGUGGAGCUGGUGCAGAUGGUGGUUGAUGGGGUCAAGCUGCUGACGGAGAUGGAGAAGAGGCUGGAGAAGGGCCAGUCUAUAGAUGACCUGAUCCCCGCCCAGAAGUGAAGCGCUCCUCACCCCCUCACCCCUUCUUCCCCCUGUGGAACGACUCUCCUGGAAUGCACUUUCACUUUGGAGCUGUAUUUAAGACAAAACCCUUUCUGUAAUGUUAAGAUCUGAAAUGAAAUAAAUGUUCUGGUUG